Hemiscyllium ocellatum (epaulette shark) is the source of this 1107-nucleotide messenger RNA. RefSeq names its product somatostatin receptor 1a (gene sstr1a). The transcript has a single exon. The coding region runs from base 1 to 1107 and encodes 368 amino acids. Gene Ontology annotation, molecular function: neuropeptide binding; somatostatin receptor activity. The record is from RefSeq and is a predicted model, not a curated record. Gene Ontology annotation, cellular component: neuron projection; membrane. Gene Ontology annotation, biological process: neuropeptide signaling pathway; cellular response to estradiol stimulus. Lineage: Eukaryota; Metazoa; Chordata; Chondrichthyes; Orectolobiformes; Hemiscylliidae.
AUGUUUCCCAAUGAUUCUGCCAGGCAUCUGGCCAUUCUGGAUACUGCCAUGGAUGCUGCCAAUUUUACUUGGAAUGGGACUUCAAGCGAUAGCCAGUGCAGUGCCAUCCUUAUCUCCUUCAUCUAUUCAGUGGUCUGUUUUGUGGGACUCUGUGGGAACUCCUUGGUUAUAUAUGUGAUCCUCAGAUAUGCCAAAAUGAAGACAGCCACGAAUAUAUACAUCUUGAACUUGGCCAUCGCCGAUGAGUUGCUUAUGCUCAGCGUGCCCUUCCUGGUGACCUCGACCUUGCUCGGGCACUGGCCUUUUGGGUCUCUGCUCUGCCGCCUGGUCCUCAGCGUAGAUGCCAUCAAUAUGUUCACCAGCAUCUACUGCCUGACUGUGCUCAGUAUGGACAGGUACAUUGCGGUGGUGCACCCUAUCAAAGCUGCCAGUUACAGGAGACCCACCAUAGCCAAGCUGGUCAACCUGGCCGUCUGGCUGCUCUCAAUCAUGGUCAUCGUGCCCAUCAUUAUCUUUGCGGGCACAGCCAGCAACUCGGAUGGCUCGGUCUCCUGCAACAUACAGAUGCCGAAACCCACCAAGCGGUGGCUGGCCGGCUUCGUGGUCUACGCGUUUUUAAUGGGCUUCCUCAUCCCGGUGGUGGCGAUCUGCCUGUGUUACAUCCUCAUCAUUGUCAAGCUGAGAGUGGUGGCGCUAAAAGCAGGCUGGCAGCAGCGCAAAAGGUCCGAGAGGAAGAUCACCUUGAUGGUGAUGAUGGUGGUGACGGUGUUUGUGAUGUGCUGGAUGCCCUUUUACAUUGUGCAGCUGGUCAAUGUCUUUGUCGACCAGCAGGAGCCCACCGUCAGUCAGCUCGCCGUCAUCCUGGGCUACGCCAACAGUUGCGCCAACCCCAUCCUCUACGGCUUUCUCUCGGACAACUUCAAGAGAUCCUUCCAGAGGAUCCUGUGCCUGCGCUGGAUGGACAGUGUUGCAGAGGAGCCCAUAGAUUACUAUGCCACAGCUCUCAAGAGCAGGGCGUACAGUGUGGAAGACUUUCAACAGGACCCGUUGGAAUCCAAUAGCAUGUACCGCAAUGGUACCUGUACCUCUCGGACCACCACCCUGUGA